UUCAUUUUCACUUCAUUUCAAUUUUAUCUUCUGUUGAUUCACCGAAAAGUGGUUAUUUACCAUAUCCAUCCCGAUCUACCUAGUACCUACAACCAUCCCCACCACUAACACCCCGCUAUCAAUAACUAUCAACAACUAAAUCGGAAAAUCCGCGCACUACUAAACCAAAAAUAACAACAUCUUGUUUUGCACCCAAAUAACACGUCUCAAAAUGACUACCACAUCAAUGAUUCAACCAAAAUUCUUGUCGAAAGGCGACCAACUUGGUGUCGUUGCCGUCGGAUUCUCUGGUGGACAAGUAAGCUACCAACCCUCUGAAUCUCUCUCACAAAAUUACCAACUAAUCUAACAAACACAGUGCAAACCAGGAGUUGAUGCAGCACCUUCAGCACUCAUCAAAAGUGGUCUACUUACUCAACUCGAAGAGGAAUUAGGAUACAAACUUCACCAUGAUAACACCGUUCAUUCUUAUAAGGAAUUAAUCCCUUCUGAAGAUCCAGACCACCGAAAAAUGAAGAACCCACGCGCAGUUUCUGCCGUUACACAGAGGCUUUCUGAACAAGUUUAUGAACAUGCCAAAGAAGGACGUUGCGUUUUGACUCUGGGUGGUGAUCAUUCUAUUGCUAUUGGUUCAGUUUCCGGAACUGCAAAAGCAAUCCGUGAGCGGUUAGGAAGAGAGAUGGCAUUGAUUUGGGUUGAUGCACAUGCCGAUAUCAAUACACCAGAAACCUCCGACUCUGGAAAUGUUCACGGAAUGCCAGUCGCAUUUUUAACGCGCCUUGCUCAAGAAGAAAAACCUGAAAUGUUUGGAUGGUUAAAGGAUGAACAUAUGGUUAGCGUAAAGAAGGUUGUUUAUAUUGGCUUGAGAGAUGUGGACAGAGGGGAGAAGAAGAUCCUCCGCGAAAAUGGCAUCAAAGCAUUCAGCAUGCAUGACAUUGAUAGGUUUGUGUUCCUGUAGCACUAAUCCACUUUGCACGCCCACUAAUUCUCAAAUCCAGACACGGUAUUGGCAAAGUCAUGGAAAUGGCUCUCGGUCAUAUCGGUAACGAUACUCCAAUCCAUCUUUCUUUCGACGUUGAUGCUCUCGACCCCACCUACGCCCCUUCUACUGGUACUCCUGUUCGUGGAGGUUUGACUUUAAGAGAAGGAGACUAUAUUGCUGAAUGCGUUCACGAGACUGGUUCUUUGAUCGCAAUGGAUUUGGUAGAGGUCAACCCAACACUUGAACCUGGUAUCAAUGAUAUUGGAGCGCAUGAAACCGUUAGAGCUGGGUGCUCAUUGGUUAGAUGCGCUUUGGGUGAAAGCUUGCUAUGAACGGUGUUUUGAAUAUCGGAAAUAGAUACAAAUGAGAUAUUGGAAAAUAUACCCUUAGAUCGAGGUUGGCUAUUUUAUACUUUUGGUAUUGGAUUGCUUUGGUAGCCUUAAGACGAUGGGGAAUUAGUCUAUCAUUUACGGUUAUACUUCGUAAGUUAUUCACGAUAGAGGGGUAGGCAGGUGGAUCAUUUCACUUUCACAUGUUAAGAUAGAUGAACAAAUCAUGGCCGAAAUCAUAUAAAAACAUAUCAAACCUUCCCC
This is a messenger RNA of Sclerotinia trifoliorum, 1575 nucleotides long. The record is from the annotation of a GenBank genome assembly. NCBI's taxonomy places the organism in Eukaryota, Fungi, Ascomycota, Leotiomycetes, Helotiales, Sclerotiniaceae.